CUCAUCUCCGUAGGCCGCAUCGACGACGCUGGCUACGCGACCACCUUUGCCGGCGGCAAGUGCGUCAUCAUCGACACAGAGGGCAACACUGUCGGCACCAUCCCCAAGAAGGGCGGCCUCUACGUCGUGCGACGUGAGCGCGACGACUCGGAACCAACAGCGGCUGCAACCACCGUCGAGGAGAUCACCGAGAUGGAGGCCCACCGCCGCUUCGCACAUGUUCCCAUCCGUGCGAUCAAGGAGCUCAUUUCGCGUGGCUUCAUCACCGGCAUCAAGCUCGCACCCUCGAAGGAGCCCCAUACCUGCGAGGCGUGCAUUCGCGCGAAGAGCACACGCCAGCCUGUCCCUUCCGUACGCGAGGGCGAUCGUGCGGAGCAUCUAGGCGACGAGGUUCACUCAGACACCUGGGGUCCUGCUCGUAUUGCGACUCUGGGCGGCCGCAAGUACUACGUCAGUUUCACAGACGAC
Molecule: messenger RNA, 468 nt
Organism: Trametes versicolor FP-101664 SS1
Lineage: Eukaryota; Fungi; Basidiomycota; Agaricomycetes; Polyporales; Polyporaceae
Exons: 1
Source: RefSeq, a predicted model, not a curated record